Messenger RNA from Fusarium keratoplasticum, 2031 nucleotides. RefSeq names its product Aa-trans domain-containing protein. The transcript is spliced from 5 exons. The coding region runs from base 1 to 2031 and encodes 676 amino acids. Gene Ontology annotation, molecular function: amino acid transmembrane transporter activity. Gene Ontology annotation, biological process: amino acid transmembrane transport. Lineage: Eukaryota; Fungi; Ascomycota; Sordariomycetes; Hypocreales; Nectriaceae. The record is from RefSeq and is a predicted model, not a curated record. Gene Ontology annotation, cellular component: vacuolar membrane.
AUGGCUCCAGCGCGGAACCCAACCAGUUGGGACGAAUACGAUGGUAGACCCUCGCCUACAGGCAGUGUGACGUCGAGCGUCCUUGCGCGGGAACAAGCUGUCGACGAUGACGAUGACGAUACAAGCGAGCAUGAUCAUGACAGAGGAUUCAUGGCGCGACGACGGUCCUCGGUCACCAACCACCUUGCCGCGAUAGCAGACAUUGGCGGCGUCAACAGCUUCCGAUCUUUCGCUAGGAGCUGGCAGCGAGCCGCAGGAUUCCCCGAGGUCAUUCCUCGCCGACCGAGUUUCGUCCUUGCCGGAGACCAAGACGGGGAGAAUAUCCAAUACGGACGGAGCCAUGUCGAGGGCGCAUCACAGUCGCAGACAGGACUCUUGCGCCAGCAUCUGGAAGCAUCUUCGUCGGCGCAGCCCAAUGGUGAGCCCAGCUCGAGUCUCGGGUCGUCGCCCAGGCUUAUUCGGGGCGCAUUGAACGACGGGGAGAGUAAGCCGCUGCUCGAUGUCGAGGCUGCUGGUGCUUUGCAUGUUGGGUCCUUCUCCAGCCGAUCCAGCAUCUUUGCCGUUCCCCCUCAUCUCGCGGCCCCAGACAUUGUUGGCAGCUAUGGUUCGUUCCGGAGCACCUCGCCGUACGGCGCUGUAGACGGUACCAUGCGCCACCGUAUAUCUUUUAGUGAAGGCAGCGGAUGGGGGGUCGCGGAUGAAGAACCAGUUGAGGAUGCUGCGCAUGGCGAGCACCAGCCGAUUCUCAUCAAGGAGGUUAAGCAGGGUGACAAGGUUGUGCUCGCUGUCGAGGGUCAGAGCACUCUUCCACAGUCCGUCUUCAACUCGAUCAACGCCCUCAUCGGCGUGGGCCUUCUCAGUCUCCCCCUGGCCCUCCAGAUAUCGGGAUGGAUUCCCGGACUCAUCAUUCUCACACUGACGGCGGCUGUCACUUCGCAUACUGGCAAGCUGCUGGCCAAGUGCAUGGACUACGAUGCUACGCUCAUCACCUACUCAGACCUUGCCUAUGUCUCGUUUGGCCCUCGCGCCCGAGUUGUCGUCUCUGCGCUCUUCACUCUGGAGCUGAUCGGAGCAUGCGUCGCCCUUGUGAUUCUCUUUGCCGACUCGCUAGACCUGUUGCUUCCAGGUCUGGCUACUGUUAAUACAUGGAAGGUUAUUGCGGCUGGUUUGGUAUUGGUCCUCAAUGCGUUGCCGCUACGCCUCCUGAGCUACACCAGCAUCGUAGGCAUCAUGUCAACAUUCUGCAUCGUUAUGAUCGUCAUCAUCGAUGGUUUCUACAAACCCCACUAUCCGGGAUCUCUGCGGGAACCGGCCACGACGUAUCUUCUUCCCGAGAACUGGCUUGCGCUGCCUCUUGCGUAUGGUCUGUUGGCUAGCCCUUGGGGUGCUCACUCGGUCUUUCCAUCGAUCUAUCGAGAUAUGCGUCACCCCUAUAAAUGGGGCAAGGCCGUCAACGUGACGUUUUCGUUCUCUUACGUCUUGGAUACUUGCCUGGCCGUCAUUGGCCUGCUCAUGUUCGGCGAUGGCAUCAAAGACGCCAUCACAUCCAACAUCAUCAAGACGGCAGGAUACCCCGAAGGCAUGGACAUCGUCAUGUGCAUCUUCAUCGCCAUCAUCCCCCUGACCAAGAUCCCCCUCAACGCCCGACCCAUCAUCACGACAAUGGAUGUCCUCUGCGGUGUCCACGAACAUCAUCACCAUCAUCACCAUGAGCACAGCCAGUCUUCUCGAACCUCACCCUUCGUCACCCAGAGCAUCCGAGGUCUCGUGCGCGUCUUUGUCGUGCUCCUCCUGCUCUUCAUCUCCAUCGUAUUCCCGGCCUUUGACUCUGUGUGCGCUUUCCUCGGCGCUGCACUGUGCACCCUCAUCUCCAUCAUCCUCCCCAUCUCGUUCCACCUCAAACUGUUCUGGGACGACGUGCCAGCACGGGAAAAGGUCAUCUCUGGUGUGCUGCUGGUCGUCUUUUCCAUACUGGGUGUGCUGGGAACCAUCUGGACCUUUUUGCCCAAGCACCUCAUUGGCGCUGAUUAG